GGAGGGGGGCAGCGCCACGCAGCCCAGCCCGAGCCGCCGCCUCCUGCGCUCCUCCUCCUCCCCGGCCCGGCCCGGCCCGCCAGCCUUCCCUGCUACAGCGCCCCGAACUGAGCCAUGCUCGGCCGCCGGCCUCCUUGCCGCCCCCUCCCCCUCGCCCCCCUCGCCGUCGUCGUCCUCUUCCUGGCCUCCCCCGCCACUCCGGGGCCCAAGGAGAGCGACUUCUACAACUUCAAGGUGGUCAAUAUUAGGGGCAAGUGGGUGUCCCUGGAGAAGUACCGCGGCUCGGUGUCACUGGUUGUCAACGUGGCCAGUGAGUGUGGCUACACAGACCAGCACUACCGAGCCCUUCAGCAGCUGCAGCGGGAGCUGGGCCCACACCAUUUCAACGUGUUGGCCUUUCCUUGCAACCAGUUUGGGCAGCAGGAGCCAGACACCAACAAGGAGAUCGAAAACUUUGCGCGGAAGACUUAUGGAGUUUCUUUCCCCAUGUUCAGCAAGAUCGCUGUCCGUGGUGCUGGGGCCAAUGCUGCCUUCAAAUAUCUAAUUGAAUCCUCCGGGGAAGAACCAACUUGGAAUUUCUGGAAGUACUUAGUCGCCCCGAAUGGAAAAGUGGUGGGAGCCUGGGACUCAACUGUAUCAGUAGAAGAAAUUCGACCCAAGAUCCACGAGCUCGUGGGGAAGCUCAUCGUGGGGAAGAAGGAAGAAUUAUAAUCAUUCCUGACUUCACAGUGUCAAAUGUGAAUGCCAAAUGUGAAUGCCAGAUUUUUUUCUUACAGGUGCCUUUCAGGAAUAGAUUAUUCCUUCCUUGCUCUGCAAGCCCAGGGAGAAAAACUUGGGUUUUUAGAGAUAUAUUCUACUUUUAAUCUAGACAGAGCCAAUAAGAACUUGAGACCAAUAAGAAUUCAGCAGUUUAUAAGAUAUUGGCUACCAAUAUCUCAGAAUCUCUUCCAAGUAAUGCGGUGAGACCAAUAAAUGAUCAAUAGCCUAUAAGAAACAUAACCAAUAAGGUCUCAGCAGCCAAUAAGAAGUUGUGGCCAAUAAAAAUUCUUUAUCGGUUUAUAAGAAGUUUGACUACUGAGAUCUUAGUAACUAAUAAGGACUCAGCAGCCUUUACAAACUUCUGGUCAGUCAGAAGACAAGAGGUGAUAGUUACUUGUAGCCCAUAAGAAUUCCUCAUCAGCCUAUGAGAAUUUGCAGUUAUUAAGUUCUGAAUAGUCAGUGAUCAAUAAAGAUUCAUCAGUCUAUAAGAACUUGUGGCUACUAAAAUCUCAGUAAACAUUAAAAACUUGAGGCCAAUAAGGACUCAGAAACAUGAAAGAAUAAGCCCUCAAUAGCCAAUAAUAACUCAUGAACAUAACGAACUCAUGAACAAAAAGAACUUAUAGCCAAUAAGAACUUUUUGACCAAUCAAACCUCACUAGCCAAUAAAAAUUGUAGCCAAUAGAAACUCACAAUCGAAAGGAACUAACCAACUAGUCAGAAUUCUCUGCCAAGAAGAAGUUACCAGUCAACUUCAAAUGCCCAUAUGAGCAGUCCUGGGAGUAAGUGCUAGAGAAAAUGGGGAAGAGAUAAUGAAAGAGCCUAGUGCCUAUGGAAGGAGGAAGGAGAGGAAAAAGGAGGGGUGAAGGAUCCUGGUAAAUAAAUAUGGAAUCCCCAGGAUGAUUCCUACUAUUAAGAAGACGAAAGUGGAAGUAAGGAAUCCUGGUGCUAAUCCCAAGUAUGGGACCAACACAAUGUCCCUCUGUGAUCUUGCAUAAAUUGCUUCCUUUCUCUGAAUUUCAUUUUCCCCACUUGUACAUGGGGCCUGGUUGAACUAGAUGGUCUCUGAUGCUCCUUCUACUCUUAACAUCCCAAGGGUUCUUGAUGGUAUCUCCUUACCAUGCUCUGCUAUGAGACCAUUGUGACCAUGAAGCUAACCUUUCCCCCCUAGGACUUUGCUCAUCACAGAUCUCUUUAUAGGUUGGCCUGAAACAAAAAGGUGCUACUUUCUGCAAAGUCCCACAUGGGCCUAGGAAGUAGGGUAAGGAAGGAGCUGGUCUGCCACAGUUGGGAUCCAAUUCACAAUGCCCCACCUAUUAUUCACAAUAUGUUACAGUGGAGAGAAGGGGGACCCUGGAGACCAUGUAGUUCAAGCCCCCAGAAUCUCCUCAGACCUUCUGAAUUCUAAGGACCCUCAAGAGACCAUCAGAACCUGAAUAAAAGUCACUACCACUAAAGGGGCUCCUGUAGGCUUUUAAAUAUUCUUGACCUACACCCUCUCAUUGGAUCUGGACCAAUCUACCUGAACAUGAAUCCCCUCCCGUGCCUUGACCACAAUCACACAGCAAAUCAGGCAGAGCCAGAAGUAGCCCCCAGCCUUCCUGUUUGGGCACUUGCCUAACCCUGCCCACCUUUUACCAGCUCAGUUCCCGAGGAGCAAAGCUGAUUCAUUAGCAUGUUAGCAGCUCUUUUGUUGCCUUUUUAGAGAAGGAAGAGCAGGAGGAAACUGGGGGCGAGAGUGGGAAAGAGAUUUGGGCCAGGUCACAGUGAGUUAGGGAGGGAGAGAGAGGUCUAUCAACUCCUAAUCUCCCACACCGCUCUUCCUAAUCCCUUAACAAUAAGCUAAAUGCUACCUGCCCGUAGCCAUGGUCACACUGACGGUGUCCAGAGCAGAGGGCACGCCUGCCUGACUGUGGGGCCCAGCUCUUCCUUGGUGCUGAUUUUACCCUCAAUGAUGACUCACCUCAUGUAUGCAAACACAUCCAUUUUGAUAAUAAAGGCCUGUGGAAAACAAAA
Molecule: messenger RNA, 2775 nt
Organism: Antechinus flavipes (yellow-footed antechinus)
Lineage: Eukaryota; Metazoa; Chordata; Mammalia; Dasyuromorphia; Dasyuridae
Gene: GPX7
Product: glutathione peroxidase 7
Exons: 3
Coding region: 115-711 (198 amino acids)
Biological process (GO): response to oxidative stress
Molecular function (GO): glutathione peroxidase activity
Source: RefSeq, a predicted model, not a curated record